AUGGAAACGGUAAUGGAGGAAGAAGAGUACAAUUGUAGGGAAGUGAUACUGCCCUCGCUGAUACCGGUGGCCGUGGCACAUGAGCCUGAACUGGAGAGAGAGACCGGGGAGAGAAGAAGAGGCCGUAACAUACUCAUCGCCGUCGAUCAUGGCCCCAACAGCAAACACGCCUUUGAUUGGGCCCUCACCCAUCUCUGCCGUCUCGCCGAUACCAUCCAUCUCGUCCAUGCCGUGUCCAGUGUGAAGAAUGAGAUUGUGUACGAGGCGACACAGGGUCUUAUGGAGAAGCUUGCCGUGGAGGCUUUACAAGUUGCUAUGGUAAAAACAAUGGCACGGAUUGUGGAAGGAGAUGCAGGUAAGGCAAUUUGCAGGGAAGCAGAAAGGUUAAAGCCUGCAGCUGUAGUCUUGGGUACAAGAGGUCGGAGCUUAAUUCAAAGGUCUCUCUCUCCCCCUUUGUUUGUAUGUGUGUCUUUGUGUAUAUAUCUUUGAGAGAC
Molecule: messenger RNA, 494 nt
Organism: Ilex paraguariensis (yerba mate)
Lineage: Eukaryota; Viridiplantae; Streptophyta; Magnoliopsida; Aquifoliales; Aquifoliaceae
Source: the annotation of a GenBank genome assembly